This is a messenger RNA of Choloepus didactylus (southern two-toed sloth), 4790 nucleotides long. RefSeq names its product CD109 molecule (gene CD109). Bases 144 to 4484 code for a protein of 1446 amino acids. Gene Ontology annotation, cellular component: extracellular region. NCBI's taxonomy places the organism in Eukaryota, Metazoa, Chordata, Mammalia, Pilosa, Megalonychidae. The transcript is spliced from 33 exons. Gene Ontology annotation, molecular function: endopeptidase inhibitor activity. The record is from RefSeq and is a predicted model, not a curated record.
ACUCCACUCUUAGGCGCGCCCAUUUCAGAUUGCUGAACUCCAGUCGAGGAGAAAAAAAUUCAGGGAGGAGGUGGGAAGCCACACCCCGUGGAGCCCACGAAUUUUCGCUGCAGCCGGCCGUCGCCUGGGCAGACGCCGCCGAGAUGCGGACCCCGGCGCUCCUUCCAGCAGCCCACCUUCUCUGCGUGUGGACGGCCGCGCUGGCCGCGGCCCCAGGGCCCCGGUUUCUGGUGGUAGCCCCUGGGAUCAUCAGGCCUGGAGGAAAUGUGACUGUAGGGGUGGAGCUUCUGGACCACAGCCCCUCAGAAGUCACUGUGAAGGCAGAGGUGCGCAAAAUGGUGUCAAACAUCACCAUCACCAUACUGGAAGCAGAAGAGGUCUUUGAAAAAGGAUCUUUCAGGACUCUUAUCCUUCCAUCGCUACCUCUGAACAGUGUAGAUGAGAUUUAUGAGCUACGUGUAACUGGACGUGCCCAGGAUGAGAUUUUAUUCUCCAAUAGUACGCGCUUAUCAUUUGAGACCAAGAGACUGUCUGUCUUCAUUCAAACAGACAAGCCCCUGUACAAGCCAAAGCAAGAUGUGAAGUUUCGUGUUGUUACACUCUUCUCAGAUUUCAAGCCUUAUAAAACCUCUUUAAGCAUUCUAAUUAAGGACCCCAAAUCAAAUUUGAUCCAACAGUGGUUGUCAGAACAAAAUGAUCUUGGAGUUGUUUCCAAAACUUUUCAGUUAUCUUCCCAUCCCAUACUUGGUGACUGGUCUAUUCAAGUUCAAGUGACUGGCCAGACCUAUUAUCAAUCUUUUGAGGUUUCAGAAUAUGUAUUACCAAAAUUUGAAGUUGUUUUGCAGACACCAUUAUAUUGUUCUUUGAAUUCUAGAAGUUUAAAUGGUACUGUCACAGCAAAGUAUACAUAUGGGAAGCCAGUGAAAGGAGAUGUAACACUUAUAUUUUUACCUUUAUCAUUUUGGGGAGUGGAGAAAAAUAUUACAAAAACUUUUAAGAUAAAUGGAUCUGCACACUUCUCCUUUAAUGAUGAAGAGAUGAAAAAAGUAAUGGAUUUUUCAGCUGACCUUUCUGAGCACAUGGAGGCGUCUUCCCUUGGGCCUGUGGAAAUUUUAGCCAUAGUGACAGAAUCACUUACAGGCAUAUCAAGAAAUGCAAGUUCCAAUGUAUUUUUCAAGCAACAUGAUUACAUCAUUGAAUUUUUUGAUUAUGCUACUGUCUUGAAGCCAUCUCUCAACUUCACAGCCACAGUGAAGCUAACCCGCUCUGAUGGCAAUCAACUGACUCCUGAAGAAAGAAGAAAUAAUGUAGUCAUAACAGUGACACAGAAAAAUUAUACCAACUACUGGAGCACAUGGAGAAGUCAAAAUAAGGAAAUGGAAGAUGUCCAGAUCAUAAAUUAUACUGUCCCCCAAAAUGGAAUCUUUAAGAUUGAAUUCCCAAUCCUGAAUGGUUCCAGUGAGCUCCAAUUGAAGGCCUAUUUUCUUGAUAGUGUAAGUAACAUGGCAGUUCAUGGCAUGUUUGUGUCUCCUAGUAAGACCUACAUCAAACUAAAGACAAAAAAUGAAAAUAUAAAGGUGGGAUCACCUUUUGAGUUGGUGGUUACUGGCAACAAGCAAUUGAAGGAAUUAAGCUAUAUGGUAGUAUCCAAAGGACAGUUGGUAGCUGUAGGCAAACAAAAUUCAGCAACCUUCUCUUUAACACCAGAAAAUUCUUGGGCCCCAAAAGCCUGUAUAAUUGUGUAUUAUGUUGAAGAUGAUGGGGAAAUUAUAAAUGAUGUUCUAAAAAUUCCAGUCCGGCUUGUUUUUAAAAACGAGAUAAAGCUAUUUUGGAGUAAAGCUGUUGCUGAGCCCUCAGAGAAAGUAUCUCUUAGGAUCUCUGUGACACAGCCUGAAUCAAGAGUUGGGAUUGUAGCUAUUGACAAAAGUGUGAAUCUGAUGAAUGCCUCAAACGAUAUUACAAUGGAAAAUGUGGUCCAUGAGUUGGAGCUUUAUAACACAGGAUAUUAUUUAGGCAUGUUUGUGAAUUCUUUUGCAGUGUUUCAGGAAUGUGGCCUCUGGGUAUUGACGGAUGCAAACCUUGUGAAGGGUUACAUUGAUGGUGUCUAUGACAAUGCAGAGAUUGCUGAGAGGUUUGUAGAGGAAAAUGGAGGACCCAUAGUAUAUGAAUCGUAUGACUUUUCUUCGGUUAGCAAUCCACGUGUUAGAAAACAUUUUCCAGAGACUUGGAUUUGGCUAGACACCAACAUGGGUUCUAGGAUUUACCAAGAUUUUGAAGUUACUGUACCUGAUUCUAUCACUUCUUGGGUGGCUACUGCUUUUGUGAUCUCCGAGGACUUAGGUCUUGGACUAACAACUACUCCAGUGGAGCUUCAAGCCUUCCAACCAUUUUUCAUUUUUUUGAAUCUUCCCUACUCUGUUAUCAGAGGUGAAGAAUUUGCUUUGGAAGUAACCAUACUCAAUUAUUUGAAACUUGCCACCGAGGUUAACAUAACCAUUGGGAAAAGUAACAAAUUUGAUAUUCUAAUGGCUUCAAAUGAAAUAAAUGCCACAGGGUAUCAGCAGACUGUACUGGUUCGCAGUGAAGAUGGAGCAACUGUUCUUUUCCCUAUAAAGCCAACACAUUUGGGAGAAAUUCCUAUCACUGUCACAGCUAUUUCUCCCACUGCUUCUGAUGCUGUCACCCAGAAGAUUUUAGUAAAGGCUGAAGGAAUAGAAAAAUCGUAUUCACAAUCCAUCUUCUUAGACUUGACUGACAACAAGAAACAAGCUACCCUGAAAACUUUGAGUUUUUCAUUUCCUCCUGAUACAGUGAGUGGUAGUGAAAGAGUUUACAUCACUGCAAUAGGAGAUAUUCUUGGUCCCUCUAUCAACGGCUUAGCCUCAUUGAUUCAGAUGCCUUACGGCUGUGGUGAACAGAACAUGAUAAAUUUUGCUCCAAAUAUUUAUAUCUUGGAUUAUUUGACUAAAACAAAACAGCUGACAGAUAAUUUAAAAGAAAAGGCCCUUUCAUUUAUGAGGCAAGGUUAUCAGAGAGAACUUCUGUAUCAGAGGGAAGAUGGCUCUUUCAGUGCUUUUGGGAAUUAUGACCCUUCUGGGAGCACUUGGUUGUCAGCUUUUGUUUUGCGAUGUUUCCUUGAAGCUGAUCCUUAUAUAGAUAUUGAUGAGAAUGUAUUACACAGAACAUAUACUUGGCUCAAAGGACGUCAAAAAUCCAAUGGUGAAUUUUGGGAGCCAGGAAGGGUGAUCCAUAGUGAGCUUCAAGGGGGCAAUAGAAGCCCAGUAACACUGACUGCCUAUAUUGUGACUUCUCUCCUUGGAUAUAAAAAAUAUCAGCCUAAUAUUGAUGUGCAAGAGUCUAUCAACUUUUUGGAGUCAGAAUUCAAUAGAGGAAUUUCAGAUAAUUAUACUCUAGCUCUUAUAACUUAUGCGCUGUCAUCGGUGGGGAGUUCUAAAGCGCAGGAAGCUUUGAAUAUGCUGACCUGGAGAUCAGAACAAGAAGGAGGUAUGCAAUUCUGGGUUUCAUCAGUGUCCAAACUUUCUGAAUCUUGGCAGCCGAGCUCACUGGAUAUUGAAGUUGCAGCCUAUGCACUCCUCUCCCACUUCCUGCAGUUUCGGGUUUCUGAGGGAAUCCCUAUCAUGAGGUGGCUAAGCAGGCAAAGAAAUAGCUUGGGAGGUUUUGCAUCUACCCAGGACACUAUUGUGGCAUUGAAGGCCCUUUCUGAAUUUGCAGCCCUAACAAACACAGAAAGGACAAAUAUCCAAGUGACAGUGGUGGGGCCUAAUUCACCGAGUCCUGUAAAAUUUCUAAUUGACACACAGAACCGCUUUCUCCUUCAGAUGGCAGAGCUUACUGUGGAACAGCCAAUUGCAGUUAAUAUUUCUGCAAGUGGUUUUGGAUUUGCUAUUUGUCAGCUCAAUGUUAUUUAUAAUGUGAAGAAUUCAGGGUCUUCUAGAAGACGAAGAUCUCUCCAAAAUGAAGAAGCCUUUGAUUUAGACAUUGCUGUAAAAGAUAGCAAAGAUGAUGUCAACCACUUGAAUUUGAAUGUGUGCACAAGGUUUUUGGGCCCAGCUCGUAGUGGCAUGGUUCUUAUGGAGGUUAACAUGCUCAGUGGUUUUACUGUGCCUCCAGAUGCAAUUUCUCAGAGUGAGGUAAUAAAGAAUGUGGAACAUGAUCAUGGAAAAAUCAACUUGUAUUUAGAUUCUGUAAAUGAAACCCAGUUUUGUGUCGAUAUUCCUGCCGUGAGAAACUUUAAAGUUUCAAAUACCCAAGAUGCUUUGGUGUCCAUAGUGGAUUACUAUGAACCAAGGAGACAAGCGGUGAGAAGUUACAACUCCCAAGCGAAGCUGGCUUCUUGUGACCUUUGCAGAGAUGUCGCCGGCUGCCACACUUGUGGGGAUGGAGCCUCAGGAUCCCUUCGUCAGUCUUCAGUCAUGUUCAUUUUCUGUUUCCCACUUCUGUUCUCUUUGCAAUGUUGGCUGUGAUUUAUUUUUUAAGGACCUCUUGUCACACUAACAUUUCUGGAGGUCAUGUGUGAUUGUAUUGCUUUCAUCAUGGAAUACUGCUUCUGCCUGUUUUGAAAACCAUUUUUGUUUCCUUUAAAGGUGAGAGGGGAAGGUGAUGUACAGUAGGUCCUGGUAUGAAUAACUGUGUAGAUUUCUUCCCCUGACAUUUUGUGGAACAAGAAUCAGAAUUAUUGUAGUUGUAUAUCUUUAUUUCCCCUCUUGAAAUGUCUUAGGAAUUUUGAGAUGUUGGUUUUCUCCGGAAUAAAAUUGUUAUUUUAGAUUAAA